This is a messenger RNA of Vespa crabro (European hornet), 702 nucleotides long. It is a transcript of the gene mago, whose product is annotated as protein mago nashi homolog. Bases 171 to 611 code for a protein of 146 amino acids. The record is from RefSeq and is a predicted model, not a curated record. Gene Ontology annotation, biological process: RNA splicing. Lineage: Eukaryota; Metazoa; Arthropoda; Insecta; Hymenoptera; Vespidae. The transcript has a single exon. Gene Ontology annotation, cellular component: exon-exon junction complex; catalytic step 2 spliceosome; nucleus.
CCAUAUUUACUAUACAGCGGUCGGAUAGUACCGCUACAUUGCCUAUAGAUACAGCCAUUCAACAUUUUGUGUACUAAAAGUUUGUUUGUAUCGAACAAUGAAAUAAAGUACACAAGAAUAAGGAAAGUGAAUUUAUGCUAAGUAAUUAAGAAAAACGGAUUAUCGGUAUCAUGUCUACUGAUUUUUAUAUACGAUAUUACGUUGGCCACAAGGGAAAAUUUGGUCAUGAAUUUCUCGAGUUUGAGUUCAGACCCGAUGGAAAAUUGCGGUAUGCAAAUAAUUCUAAUUAUAAAAAUGAUACUAUGAUACGGAAGGAAGCGUACGUUCAUCAAUGUGUUAUGGAAGAAUUGAAACGGAUUAUUCAAGAUUCGGAAAUCAUGCAAGAGGACGAUUCACUAUGGCCACAGCCUGAUCGAGUGGGUCGUCAAGAAUUGGAAAUUGUUAUCGGAGAUGAGCACAUAUCAUUCACAACCUCAAAAACAGGAUCGCUUUUGGACGUUAAUCAAUCACGAGAUCCCGAAGGACUCCGAUGUUUUUAUUAUCUUGUACAAGAUUUAAAGUGUUUAGUAUUUUCCCUUAUAGGGUUACACUUUAAGAUAAAACCUAUAUAAAACAACGUUAAUUUAUAUAUUCUUCAUCUUGCAGAUAUUUCUACUAUUAAUAAUACACAUGUAAUUUCUUAAUAAAUAGGAUAAAUGAAAA